Molecule: messenger RNA, 1377 nt
Organism: Porites lobata
Lineage: Eukaryota; Metazoa; Cnidaria; Anthozoa; Scleractinia; Poritidae
Source: the annotation of a GenBank genome assembly
AUGUCGCUCAGUCUGUUUGACGUGCCCGAUGUGGAUUAUCGGUACGAAGCCUCGCGGGACGUGGAGUUUCAACCCGCCUUGACGGGCAUCCAACCCAUCACCUUCUCCAUUCCAGGCUCCGACGAUUAUUACGAUACCAAUUCCCUCCGUUUCAAAGUCAAAGUGCGCCUGACUGAUCCAGCCGCUGGGUACAAUGGGUUGGUGGCCAAUUUGGCCAACUCCGAUGCCAACAAUUCCAGAAACACCUACUGCGUCAACAAUUUCGGUCACACCAUCUUUCGAGAUAUCACCAUGAGCAUGAAUGGCGUCCUCAUGACCGAACAGAGCAACACCUACCAUUACAGAGCCUACCUAGAAACCCUGCUGAAUUACAACCGAGAAGAAGGAGCCACCAAGUUAGCCCCCCAAGGAUGGGUCAAUCAGCUCAAUGUGAUUCCCGUCAUGGGAGCCACAGGAGCCAAUUCAGAUGUCCCCACUGCUGCGGAUUGGAGUGGCAAUACAGAAUUGAGAGCCCUGACCAGCAAGUUACUGGGUGAAGAUUGGCACACCUUCAUCAUUCGUCCCCAUUUGCCACCCCUCAAGACAGGCAAAUUGUUGGUCCCCAAUGUCCAGAUGGACUUUGAACUCUUCCUGAACCCCAACUCCGUCUACCUGAUGGGUACCCCUAACAAAGGCACCUUGAAUGCCAAGAAAUUUCCAGCCAUUCACAAUGACGACAUCAAAGUCACCUUGCUGAUGAGAAAAGUGACCUUGAAUGCUGGCGUCUAUGUCAGACUGCAGAAAGAAAGACAGCUAAACAAACAGAUUGCCAGCUACCCCGUCGUACGAAGUGAAAUUCGCACGUUUUCCUUUGAUGGGCGUACCACCCAGUGGGAACAAGACAAUGUGUUUGUGGGUCGAUUUCCUGAUCGAGUGAUCGUCGGGUUAUUGCAUUCCAACACCUUCAAUGGAGACCUGCAAAGAUACCCUUUUGCCUUUCAAAAGUUUGGUAUCACCCAAGUACGACAGACCUUGAAUGGAGAAGAAUACCCUUACAGAACCCUGCAAUUGACUGGAGACCAAGACUAUGAAGAUUUGCUGGGCUACGAUCGAUUUCUACAAGCCAUGGGUGCUUACAAUGAAGAUAAGAUCCCUAUGCUGCUGCCUGGUGAUUGGGGACAAGGCAAGAAUUGCACGUUGUUCAUGUUCAACAAUGUGCCCAGUGGAAAAGCAGAUGACCCCCAGUACCGUAACCCCCGUCAAUCGGGUAAUACGCGACUGGUGAUUGAUUUUGCCGCGGCUGUGGGUCAUAACAUCACCAUCUUAGUAUGGAGCGAAUAUGAAAACAUGUACUAUAUCAAUCAUCUGGGAGGUAUAAAAUACAACAUCAACGGUUGA